Elgaria multicarinata webbii is the source of this 3290-nucleotide messenger RNA. Its product is annotated as ras-related protein Rab-35-like. Gene Ontology annotation, biological process: endocytic recycling. Bases 1393 to 2001 code for a protein of 202 amino acids. The transcript has 6 exons. Gene Ontology annotation, cellular component: plasma membrane; endosome membrane. NCBI's taxonomy places the organism in Eukaryota, Metazoa, Chordata, Lepidosauria, Squamata, Anguidae. Gene Ontology annotation, molecular function: GTPase activity; GTP binding. The record is from RefSeq and is a predicted model, not a curated record.
CGGCAGGCAGAGAGAGGGCAGCCGACAGCGUCGCCGUCCGCCUGGCCGUUAAAACUCCCCCUUCGCUUCCCUCGUUCCUCCUUUCUCCCCUUUGCAAUGUCCUCCCUUAAGCCGCGCUCUCCCCUUCCCGCGAUCCUUCAUUGAUUCCUAAAGGCCGGCGCCCCCUUGGCACAACUCCCCUCUGCCGCCUGCCUGCCUUCCCUUCCUCCCUCCCUCCCUCCGUCCCCGCCCCCGCCCCCCUUCCUCCAUUUCUGGAAGAAAGACUGCCAGGUAUUUGGGGAAACUUUCAGAGAUUCUUCCUGUUAGCGUAGAUCUCUUUGGCGGAGGGGAAACUCCCAGAUUUCCUGAGCUGCAAUCUCCUCUUUCUCUCCCCCCCACCCCCCGCAAUCUAGUCUUUCUUUCUUGCCUUCCUCCCAGACCUUAUAUUGUCCUCCUUUUCCACCAUUGAAAAUAUCUCCCAAUUUCUGACGGCUAUCACCCCCCCCCCCCCUUUUUAAGCAUUUGUUUUUGAAGCCAGUCAGACUUUUGGAAUAAGGAGCUGAGUUCCUGACCACUACACCUUCCUGCUUCUGUGGAUAAUCUUUUUGUGGUCCUUAAUAUUCACUUCACGUUUUGGUGGGGCAGAAUCAAGACUUUUGGUUUGGGGAUUUGAGUUUUGUUUUGCCUCCUUGGAUGCUGGAAUUACAAACAUCACCCCCCCACUUUUUUUUUGGAAGAAGUCGAUGUUCGUCUACCAGUUCCAAAUUUGUCUUGUUCCAAAUUGGAUUCAUUGGGGGAGUUCAUCUUGGAUUUCUUUGUAAAUUGCAACAUCCGUUGGCAUCUCGCUUCUGAAUUUGGGAAAAACUACCCCGCUUGGAAAGAAACACCAUAUUAUUUUCUACUGCUGUUUUUCUCGUUUUCUUUCCCCUGUUCCAUCCCAGCAGAGAAGAGGCCAAUAUCUUAAUAAACUGUGGAUCUGUGCAUGACAUCUGCACAUUCUUUAAAUUAAAUCACACCCACCCUAUAACGGCCAACAUGCCUUCUACAGAUCGCUGACAUAGGAAGAAACACACUCCGCCGUCUGAGCUGUGUUCCUCUUUGACAUUUGACUUUAAGGAAGUAACGCUUAGGAAGAAGAAGUGAAUAACUCUGUCCCGAAACCUGUAGGAAACCUGGCUUUGCAGAAAUAAAGACGUAAAAGUUGCAUGAUCUAGAAGAAUCUCCUCCUGGAGGAAGACGGUGCCCCCUUGUUGUGGAGAAGACAGCUGGCGUGCUCAACCUCAUGUCCCGACUAGGUGCCAUGGGGCUUUGAGGUAGAACAGAUUUCCCACUGGAAAGCGUGGGAGUAAGUGGAGAAUCCCUUCGAGGAGGAAGUAGUGUGCGAGGAGGAGGAGGAGUUGACCUAGCACAUGAAUGGCUGCCAAGGAUUAUGACCACUUGUUCAAGCUACUCAUUAUCGGGGACUCGGGGGUUGGAAAAAGUAGCCUCCUGCUCCGCUUUGCAGACAAUACCUUCUCUGGCAGCUAUAUCACAACGAUUGGGGUAGAUUUCAAAAUCCGGACUCUGGUGAUCAAUGGCGAGCGAGUGAAAUUGCAGAUCUGGGACACGGCUGGGCAGGAGCGGUUCCGGACCAUCACCUCCACGUAUUACCGUAACACUCACGGCGUCAUCAUUGUGUAUGAUGUGACGAACGCCGAGUCCUUUGUUAAUGUCAAGCGUUGGCUUCACGAGAUUGGGCAAAACUGUGACAGUGUCUGCAAGAUUUUGGUGGGUAACAAAUGUGAAGACCCGUCCCGGAAGCAAGUGGACGCAGCGGACGCCCGGCGGUUCAGCGAACAGAUGGGGGUGCGGCUCUUUGAGACCAGCGCCAAGGAGAACUUCAACGUUGAAGAGAUGUUCAACGCCAUCACGGCCAUGGUGCUCCGGACCAAGCAGGACAACCUGGCGCGCCUCCAACAGCAGAACGAGGUCGUCAAAAUCAACAAGCCCAAAAAGAAACCGUCUGUCAGGAAAUGUUGCUGAAAGGAUGCCUGUAAUUUUUUUUCUCCCCUCCCCGCUCCACCCGGAUUCUAAGGAGGACUGAACUGUGGAGGGGCUGAGCGGGUGAAAAUCGUGGCUGUAUGUGUUUGUGUGGCGUGUGCAUGUGGUGGGCGCUGGAAUCGUGGCGGGAGAAUCUGUGUGAAUACGCUCAGUGCUGGCAUUGCACUCCCCCCAGCCAUCCCAGCCUUGGGAAGGUCGAGUUGCUGCGGUGGAAAAAUCCAAAUAAGCACUGAAACGCCUCCUUGCUGGAGUGGUGGGAGGUAGUGUUUGAAGAAGUGGGAGAUGGUAGGGCAUACUGAGAAGUAUUAAACACAAAACAAAAAACUACUGAAAAAUGUAUAACAAGGUGAUGAAUUGAAAGAUGUAGGACACGGCUGAAUUAGAGGGCAUAGUCCUUUCUCCUCCAAAUCCCCCCUCCCCUCUGUAGCGUUGCCUAUAAACUCUUCUCAUUUCAUUCCUCCUCUACCCCAAAAUAUCCCCACCCUGGGUUGCUACGCUGGUGCAAUAAAAAAUAUCCAUGGUUGGGACACUGUAAGGAACAGCGGAAGGGAAAACGUGGUGGGCAUAAUGCCGUUUGGGAGGAUAAAUUCCCCGCUCUAUAGCUGUGCCUGUGGGUAAUAGGCUGAAAUAGGGAAAAUUCAGCAGAACCACUCACUGUGCCCCACCUGGCCAUACUGAGAAUUGUGACCCAUUUUUUUCUUUUUGCGUUUGCUCAGAAAAGGGGCCAGGAUGCUAUCUUUAGACAUGGGUUGCUUUUCCUCCCCCACCAAGGUCUGGAAUAGGAUAGGCCAUUUCUUCCCCACUUACCCUUAGGCCUUUGAGAGAAUAGCUACCCAUGUUCAUGUUCAAAGAGGGUUGGGGUUGAAAAAGCAACUUUUGAUCACAUCCCCUCGCUGUACUUGAUGCUGUGGGUGGGGUGCCAUCCUAUCUGCCCAGCCCCCCCUCCUGAAACCAAGGAACCAAUCAGAAGGGGAGGUGUCAAGUCCGAACUAGGAAUAAGAAGUUUACAGCUGGAUGUGGUAGUAGGUGGUCUCCACCCGGACAGCUCCCAAGCUGCGGGUACAACAGGAGUGGAAUCCCAUCUGCCCUCCCUCUGUUGUCUUUAAAUGUGGGGACCCUCUUGACUGUGCAAUAUGUCUGCUUCAUGGAUUAUUUUAUAUACACAAAAAUGAUUAUGUACAUAAUUGAAACAUCUUGUUUUAACCCACUCUUAAUGGCAUUAAACUUGUUAAGGAGACACCACUAUUCAAUAAAGAAAUUUAGAUAUGAAA